Messenger RNA from Diabrotica balteata, 366 nucleotides. The record is from the annotation of a GenBank genome assembly. NCBI's taxonomy places the organism in Eukaryota, Metazoa, Arthropoda, Insecta, Coleoptera, Chrysomelidae.
AUGGUUUCAAAACUACAGUUUGCAUUAUUUGCAUUUGGUUGCAUUUCUUAUUACGUGCUGACACCUGUUGAGAGCAAAAACUUUGACCCGCACCAUGUCCGUCCUCAUACUCCCACCGAACAACCAGUUCCAGAUAGUCCUACUUUGCCACUACACUUACAUAAUCCUCAUGGACAUCAUAAUGGUCAUAAUGGGCAUAACGGACAUAACGGACACAACGGUAACAACGGUCAUCAUGGACAUAAUGGGCAGAACGGACAUCAUGGACAAAAUGGUCAUCAUGGACAAAACGGACACAAUGGACAUAAUGGGCACAACGGACACAAUGGACACAAUGGACAUAAUGGACAUCAUGGUCAUCACUAA